CAUUCAUGAAUUAAUUAAUUAAUUCAUUCAUUCAUCCAUUCAUUCAUUCAUUUAUUCAUACAUACUACUUUUAUUGCGUUAUUGUGAUGCAUACCAUUUAUCAGCAUAGCUGAAGGGCUACCCUCCUUAAACAUUUGAAAUGAAAUGAAAUACCGCAUUUCCUCUAAUGAACGCCGCCCUCGGAUAAACGCCCCCCUCUAUUGAACGCCGCAUCUUAAAAAGCGGAAUGCAUUUUGAAACACCCGAAACAAGAAGCAACGAAUUGUUUACACGCUUACUAUUCGAAAGCUAUGAAGUUAUGUCAUAGAGACGAUGGCUCUGAAGGACUUUGGCAUUCCUUGACAUUUCUAUAACGCUAACACAUCUUUUGUGAACUUUGAAAAAAAAUUCGCACAAUCUUUAUUACGUGUUUUUGGAAAAGAAAACAUUGUUUAAAGUUUGUAAAUAACUUUUUUCAUCGCACUUUCCUUGUCAUUUUUCAUUGAUCGAACUUUUCAUUUUGUAUUGAACGCCGCCAUCUGCAAAACGUCGCCCUCUAUUAAACGCCGCAUCCAAAAUUUGGAUUUUGUAAUGAAUGCCGCGGCGUUCUUUAGAGGAAAUACGGUACUACUAUUAUGUUUAGAUUCUGGACUAAAGGGAACUUUGGAUUGAAAUCCUACGUCUUAGUUGAAACGAAAGAAUGAUGAUGUCUAGAUUAUUACCGAGAAUUAGGUAUAUUUUGUCUUCCAAAAGCGCUGAUUGUUUUUCCUCCAAAAUGCGAAUACACAUGUUAACUUAAAGCAUCUCAAUGUGUGAAUGUUUUCUAUAUCACAAAUCCUUUGAAAGUAACAAGGUUUUUGAAUUACCCAAUAUCUUACCAACCAUUUAUUUCCCUACGCUGCCUGAACGUGAGCCUUGCUAGUAUGUCUGACUUUUGGCCUUUAAAUAUGUGCAAAAUUCUUGCGAGGAAACUUUUACUGCUCUUUCUGAGCAAUUCAUUACGAAUUAAUGAACUAUUUAUCCACCAUUAGUUAGGGUGUUUUUCCCACUGAUCAAUCAGUGCAAAGUGGCCUGGUGACUAGAUCUUAAUUAACUUUGAGGAUCACUGUGAAGGCGCAUAAACAUAUCAGAUCUCUAGUGGUGUGGUUACCUUUUCUGAGUUUGUAAAAUGGCGCCGAUAUUAUGUACAAAUUCGACAUUCUUAAUUUGUGUGCAGUUGAAUUAGCUGAUUUACAAAGUAACUGACUGUAAGCAGCUGCAAGAGAAAUCAAGAACCAAAGACUUGUCAUAUCGACUCGGCGCACAUCGAACAAUCUGGGACAGUCUUCCUGCGAUGCUUAGCAUGUUAUUACUUCUUCUUUGGGACAAUGGGACUCAACAAGUUCACAUGGUUGCAGGCAUCAUAUUGCUGUCAACAGCUGAAUGCAUUGGAUAUGGCACAGCCUCAAGCACAGUCCAGUGAGUGUGCUGCAGCAGUUGACAUACCCUCUAAGAUAUCAGCUCCGAUUGCAGAGAAUUGGUGCUACACAAACGUCAAAGUUGUUAAGUUUUCCUACAUAUGGACAAUAAACAACUUUAGUUUCUGCAAGGAAGAAAUGGGCGAAACACUUAAAAGCUCAAUUUUCUCUGCUGGUGUUAAUGACAAAAUGAGAUGGUGCUUGCGGAUGAAUCCCAAAGGUCUAGAUGAAGAAAGCAAAGACUACUUAUCACUGUAUUUAUUGCUAUUAUCCUGUAAUAAAAGUGAGGUCAGGGCAAAGUUCAAAUUUUCCAUCUUGAAUGCGAAAAGGGAAGAGACAAAGGCCAUGGAGAGCCAAAGAGCCUAUAGAUUUGUUCAAGGUAAAGAUUGGGGAUUCAAAAAGUUUAUACGAAGAGAUUUUUUAUUAGAAGAAUCAAAUGGUUUACUGCCAGAAGAUAGAUUAACUAUAUUUUGUGAAGUAAGUGUUGUCGCAGAUUCGGUCAACGUUUCCGGACAGUCUGGAAUGGGGAAUUUUAAAGUACCGGAGGACAAUUUAUGCACUGACCUAGGGAAACUAUUAGAAGAAGGACUUUUUAGCGAUAUCACCUUGAUUGUCGGCGACCAACGCUUCCCUGUACAUAAAGCACUACUGGCAUCACGGUCUCCAGUUUUUGCUGGAAUGUUUAGGCAUAUAGAAAUGGAAGAAAACAAACAGGGCAUUGUUCAGAUCAAAGAUUUAGAGCCGGAUGUUUUAAAAGAAAUGCUGAAAUACAUUUAUACCGGUAAAGCUUCGCAGUUAGAAACUAUGGCCAGUGAUUUACUCUCUGCAGCUGACAAGUAUGCGCUGGACAGACUGAAGAUGAUGUGCGAGGAAAACCUAGCUUACAAUUUAUCAGUUGACACUGUUUGCAAUGUGCUUAUUCUCGCCGAUUUACACAACGCACAAAAUCUCAAAUCUAUAGCAAUCGAUUUUACAAAUAGCCACGCAACAGAGGUUAUGGAAACAGAGGACUGGAAACGACUUGUAGUCAGUCAUUCGAACAUUGUAGCGGACGCUUUUCGUGCCCUAGCUAGUCUUAAGGCCUCGCCGCCUAUUUGGGGACCUCCUAAAAAGAAGCAAAAGCCAGGUUAAUUUAUUUUGAUUUUUAAGUACAUUUAUAGUAAUUGGAUUCCGAAUUGUGCUUUGUUAAAGCAUUCAAUCUCCCGUCUGAUGAUUAUAACUCUUAGUAAAGCGCUCUUCAGUAUGCUGUUUGAUGGGAUAAACACACGUGGAAUAAAGUUCCUUGGGCUUUUAAAGAUGAUUUUACAAAUUAAGAUUGCCUCGAUAGUAAUAACCAGCAAAAUUACUUGAUGCAUUUCAAAUGACACGCGUGUAAUAGUUUUCAGGCCCAAAGAUGGUUUUCUUACGAAAAAAAUUAAUUUAUCGUCUGUUUGUGUCGCCACCAUUUCUAUGUUUUUAUGUUUGGAUAUGUAUUAUAUAAAUAUACUCAAAAUGACAAAUAGGCUUGUUUCACAUAAGCGCCAGUCUUACAAGCAAUGUGAGACUCACACAAAUCAUUCUUGUAACUUGCAUCGAAUAUUCCCAAUACUUUUUAUCAUUUUCUCAUCAACCAUAAUUUUGGCUAGUUAAUUUUUCGAUACAUAAAGUUUGUUUUGACAUUUUGAAAUUUAUAAAUUUGUUUCCGAUAAAGGUCAAUGUCCAAAGGUUUUCACCGUUCGUUGAAAAUUAAUCGCUCCACACCCACUUGUGUUUUUAUACAACUAUCCCAACGGUGACUGAAUUUGUUUGUGCUUGAAACAAUACAGGUUUUUCAACGCCCUGCUGUACGUCAGAUUUUUUUAUCAGAUACUCAUCAUAUAUUAAAAAAGCAAGAUGUUAUAUUCAGCAAUAGAAUAUUCAUUAAAAUUGAUAUUUGAUAAAGCCUGACUGUGUAACCUUUAUGCAAAUCCGUUUGUUUUUACCUAGCUGACGGAAUCGUUUUCUAUGCUACAUUCCUAAGAUUUUAACUCGAAGUAAUUCUUUAAACCAGUCCGAAAGCGUCCACAGUCCAAAUUUUUUAGUUACGCCUAAAAGUUACAUGGAAGGAGCGCUUGCACUGGUCAAGCCAUAUUUCUUCUAAUCCCCAUUGCACUUUACACUCCCCAUCUUCCUCCAUCCUUAACAUGUACCACACUUAAACAGCUCUUGUAAGAACUAUGGUAUUUAAGUAAAAACACGCUGAAUUUAUUGUUUCUUCUUUCAUGAGUUAAGAACAACUCUACCCUGUGUACAUAAAAUGUCGUGCCAGUUGUUAACGAGAUGAAAAUAGAUUUUUAUUUUAGCUAUUUCAAAAUCAAUUACACGAUAGUUGUUAA
Messenger RNA from Rhopilema esculentum, 3790 nucleotides. RefSeq names its product speckle-type POZ protein. Lineage: Eukaryota; Metazoa; Cnidaria; Scyphozoa; Rhizostomeae; Rhizostomatidae. The record is from RefSeq and is a predicted model, not a curated record. Gene Ontology annotation, molecular function: protein binding.